This is a messenger RNA of Parathielavia appendiculata, 561 nucleotides long. Its product is annotated as ubiquitin-conjugating enzyme. Gene Ontology annotation, biological process: ubiquitin-dependent protein catabolic process; protein polyubiquitination. The record is from RefSeq and is a predicted model, not a curated record. Bases 1 to 561 code for a protein of 186 amino acids. Gene Ontology annotation, cellular component: nucleus. Gene Ontology annotation, molecular function: ubiquitin conjugating enzyme activity. Lineage: Eukaryota; Fungi; Ascomycota; Sordariomycetes; Sordariales; Chaetomiaceae. The transcript has 6 exons.
AUGGCCUCUCCACGCCGUCGUAUCGAGACAGAUGUAAGUCUCCGGCUCAUGAGCGACUACGAGGUGACUCUGGUUAAUGAUAACAAGUUCUUCGUGCGCUUCAAGGGUCCCGCGGAAACUCCAUUCGAAGGCGGCGUUUGGAAGGUUCACGUUGAAUUGCCAGAUCAGUACCCUUACAAGUCCCCGAGCAUCGGCUUCGUGAACCGGAUCUUUCACCCGAACAUCGAUGAACUGUCCGGAUCUGUCUGCCUGGACGUCAUCAACCAGACCUGGUCGCCCAUGUACGACAUGAUCAACAUCUUCGAGGUCUUCCUCCCACAACUGCUCCGCUACCCGAACCCAUCCGACCCCCUGAACGGCGAGGCCGCGGCUCUGUUGCUGAGGGACCCCAAGAACUAUGAGAUCAAGGUCAAGGACUAUGUGCAGAGGUACGCCACCAAGGGCGCUGCGGACGAGGCCGGCGCCGAGAGCGAGGACGACGACGACCUCUCCUCGGUGGGCAGCUACAACGACGACGAUGAGGAGGAAGCCCAGCCGGCCGGCGAGAUGGACGAUGUAUGA